Messenger RNA from Aspergillus glaucus CBS 516.65, 906 nucleotides. RefSeq lists its product as uncharacterized. Lineage: Eukaryota; Fungi; Ascomycota; Eurotiomycetes; Eurotiales; Aspergillaceae. The transcript has a single exon. The record is from RefSeq and is a predicted model, not a curated record. The coding region runs from base 1 to 906 and encodes 301 amino acids.
AUGCAUAAACCAUCCCUUGGCCAGAUCGUCUACAAUGCGAUCUUCCCUCGUCCUCGCACCAGUGAUCCGUCUUCAUGGUCGGCGCACAUUACUCGCAACCUAGUUCCCGAAGUCCGUAUCGAAACAUCCACUUUCUACGGCUCGUUGGAUUGCAUCGAGGCCCAGUACCCGGGGUUGGAUUAUUCAUAUGGCCCCCAUCGCAUGCGCCUGGGUCGAUUUCCCUGGCAUCGCAGAUUAUUCCGGACUUUCGACGAGCUUCGUCUGACAGAAGCUGAGAUCUCUUCUCUGUGUCGCUGGGAGGGCACCAAAUCCGCGCGCGAGCGUUACGAGAAGGAAGCAGGGGUUAAGGUUCAAGACACCACGGCCAACGGUAUUCGACCCGCGUCGCCUCGUCCCCUCCCAUCCAUCGAAGUCCACUACGAAGACGACGCUGAAUCCGUCGCGGACACUGAAUCGAUCACCGAAUCCCAAAGUGACGUUAUCAUCACCGACACUGAGACCACCGGUGUGAUUGACGAUCGAGGAGUGGAUUGUCCCGUGUCGCAUAAUGUAUCAGAGGAUGAAUCCAGCGAUGAGGAGAUGGAAAGCUGUGGCGUCGAAUUGAACCAUCGUCUUAUGGCAGCGACGGCAGCGCGAGAACAAGGUGUCAAUGUCCCGCUCGAUGAAGACUGGGAGCAAUGGCUGAAAGAAGCCGGCGAGCGUGGUAGCUACGCCAACAUGAUCAACGCGAUUCGAGCAAAUCAACCGCUGAGAUUCGUGACUUACAUCCCUCACUCUCCGCUGGCCCAUUCUAGUCGGACUGGUGUUUCCUCGACAUCAUCUCCAUAUCCGGGAUCUUACAUCCUUUCAGAUCCAUCAGAUCGGUCAACCCUUCGACGUACCUCCGUGCACCCUCGAGCGCGGUAG